Molecule: messenger RNA, 234 nt
Organism: Schistosoma rodhaini
Lineage: Eukaryota; Metazoa; Platyhelminthes; Trematoda; Strigeidida; Schistosomatidae
Source: the annotation of a GenBank genome assembly
AUGAAAUUUGGUCACUUGAAUUAUCGCCGCGGUGUUAUAACGUAUUCUUUAUCACCGUACGAACAGAAAGCCUUCUCAGGAUUCUUUAAAGAUGGGUUCCCAAACUUGAUGCGCAGAUUUAGGGAGAAAGUGCUUAUUGUUGGUACUCCUUUUGUAAUAACCUAUAUGAUAAUUGAGUGGGCUAAUGAAGAAAAUAAACGUUCAAAGAGGAAAGCUGCACAUAUGCUUGAAUAA